This is a messenger RNA of Misgurnus anguillicaudatus (oriental weatherfish), 3364 nucleotides long. RefSeq names its product secreted frizzled-related protein 1a (gene sfrp1a). Gene Ontology annotation, molecular function: Wnt-protein binding. Lineage: Eukaryota; Metazoa; Chordata; Actinopteri; Cypriniformes; Cobitidae. The record is from RefSeq and is a predicted model, not a curated record. Gene Ontology annotation, biological process: non-canonical Wnt signaling pathway; canonical Wnt signaling pathway.
GCGCAGCGCAUUUCAGGCAGCUCCAGUCCGCAUUGGCAGCGAGCCGUGUGAGUCAGCAGCAGUUACGGACUUUCAGAGGUGGAGUUUCCACAACUUUAAAACCUUGACUUGAAAAUCUUAUAAAUUCAGAGGUAUUUGGCUUGCAUUCCCUGUUUUUAGACAAAGAGGACUGCAUUUCACUCAAGGCUCACCACUUUUGGGGGCUUCUUUGACUGGGAAUCCUGAACAGGAAUUCAUAAUGAAUUCACUUGCAUCUUUGUUUCUUUGGAGAAUCAUCACUUUGGUACUGCCACUGGUCUCACUGAGCCAGACAUCCGAGUAUGACUACCCAGGCUGGAAUCCAAAUUUUCCCGGCGGUGACACUUUUUAUAACAAGCCUCCACAGUGUGUGGACAUCCCGGAUGACCUGAGGCUUUGUCACAAAGUGGGAUACGAUAAGAUGCUUCUGCCCAACUUACUGGAGCACGAGACUAUGGCUGAGGUCAAGCAGCAGGCGGGGAGCUGGGUGCCCCUCGUGCACAAAAAUUGCCACCCGAACACACAGGUGUUUCUGUGUGCCCUCUUUGCCCCUGUAUGCCUUGAAAGGCCCAUCUACCCAUGCCGGUGGCUCUGUGAAAAUGUGCGUGAUGGCUGCACCCCAAUCAUGGAGGCGUUUGGGUUCCCCUGGCCCGAGAUGCUCACCUGCGAGAAGUUUCCCCAGGAUGAUGUGUGCAUCAGUGCACCCAAUACAACAGAUACCUCCAAACCUACUGGACACUCUCCGGUUUGUCCUCCUUGUGACCAUGAGAUGAAAACGGAUGCUAUUCUUGAACACGUGUGUGCCAGUGAAUUUGUCAUAAAGUCCAAGAUCAAGGAGGUUAAACGUGAGGGCACGGAUCGCAAGGUAAUCCUGCAGAAGAAGAAGAAAAUCCUAAAGGUGGGCACUCUGAAGAAGAAAGACAUGAAGAAAUUUAGUCUAAACCUGAAGAACGGAGCUGACUGCCCCUGCGCGCAGCUAGAAAAUCUCGGAAACUCGUAUCUGAUCAUGGGGCGCAAGGUGGACAAACAAUACCUUCUCACCGGCAUUCACAAAUGGGACAAAUCUAGCAAAGAGUUCAGAAAGACCAUGAAAAAACUCAAAAGCCACAAAUGCCCUGCUUUCGAGAAUGUCUUCUAGAGUUCCCACUCACUUUAUGAACUUGCACAUCCAGGCAACCCAAAAUAUUGUUUUAUUUUUCAGUGUUUAUAUACAUUAUAUAUUUCUCGUGUAUUUUUAUAGAUCAGUAUUCAAAGUGUUUUGUCUUGGGUUUGUGCCGCUUAACGAAAGAGAUAGCAAAUUAUACAGUAGAAACCAACUGAUCACUUUUGUAUAUAUAUAUAUAUCCAAACAUGUAACUGUUCAUAAUAUGUUGUGAAAUGAUCAGAGUUCAUCUGAAAUUGAUUGUUGAUCUUUCUUUUUUAAUUAUGCUUACAAAAAUAUAAUAUACACUAGUUGCAGCAGUACUCCAUUAUGUUCACAGCCUUUUGGUAAAACAUUUGUACAGAGCGCAUAUCAUACUUAAAACGAAAACUAUUUCUAUAGAUAUAUUUGUCAUCAGUUCAUGCGAAUCAUCCAGAUUUCAAUAUAAAGCAGUUUUUUGUUUUGCAAUGUGCUUUGGUUGCAGUCAUACCAAGAAAUGAUGUGACCACACGGUGUCCAUAAACUAAUCAAUCAAGCUCUUUGUACAAUAGUGUAUAAAUCUAUUAAAUCAUUGCUACUGAGUUAAAGGAUUAAGUCAAUUAAAAAAAAAUCCAGAUAAUUUACUCACUACCAUGUCAUCCAAAAUGUUGAUGUCUUUCUUUGUUCAGUCGAGAAGAAAUUAUGUUUUUUAAAGAAAUCAUUACAGUAUUUUUCUCAUUUUAAUGGACUUUAAUGGACCCCAACACUUAACAGUUUUAAUGCCGUUUAAAAUUGCAGUUUCAAAGGACUCUUAACGAUCUCAAACAAGGCAUAAGGGUCUUAUCUAGCGAAACGAUUGUCAUUUUUGGCAAGAAAAAUAAAAAUAUGAACUUUUAAAGCACAACUUCUCGUCUUCCUCCGGUAGUGUGACGCCAGCGCGACCUCACGUAAUACGUCAUCACGUAUAGGAAGACGAGAAGUUGUGGUUUAAAAGUGCACAUUUUUUAUUUUUCUUGCUGAAAAUGACAAUCGUUUCGCUAGAUAAGACCCUUAUGACUCGUUGGGAUCAUUUAGAGUCCUUUGAAACUGCAAUUUUAAACUGCAUUAAAACUGUUAUGUGUUGGGGUCCAUUAAAGUCCAUUAAAAUGAGAAAAAUCCUGGAAUGUUUUCCUCAAAAAACAUAAUUUCUUCUCGACUGAAAGAAAGACAUCAACAUUUUGGAUGACAUGGUGGUGAGUAAAUUAUCUGGAUUUAAAAAAUAAUUGACUAAUCCUUUAAUACUCAACAGUCCAUCAAGUAAAACAGUCUAUAUAAAUAUAUUCAUUUCAUUUAUUGCACUGUUUAAGCCAUUUCAUGACCAAUUUCUUCAGUCCCAAAUUAUGUAAUUCAAGUUUUUUUUAAUAGUAUACAAAUACAUAAAAUACUUCUUCCACCGUAAAUCAAUCUAUAUGUUUAUCUAUUAUGUAAAGUUUUAGCAUACACACUAAAAAAAUGCUCAAUUGUUUUUCAACCCACAGUUCGGUCAAAAAUAGACAAACCCAACUGUUGGGUUAUAAAUUGGGUAGAAACAACCCAGCAUUUGGAUUGAAAUUAACCCAACUAUUGGGUUUAUAUUUGACCCAACUUUGUGUUAAAACAACCCAACAUAUUUUGAGUGUAACAUCAACAAUGCUGAUAAAAACGUUUUAAUUUUUUUAUUUUCAUUGUUACAGGAAUUUGUUCAAAACUAUCUCAUGGCAAUUUGUUCAUAUUUUACAAGGGGGAUUCGUAUUAAUUCGGCGACCACAUUCGUACAUUUUUGUACGAUUUGCUUUUGCCCCAGUGACGAUAGAGUUAGGGAUGGGGUAAAGGGUAAUCGUAUGUUUUUGUACAAUUCCUAAAAUACGUACAAAUUCUCAUGAGAUCAAGCUGGAAUGUUAUAGGUAUAAAUCACCCAACCCUUUACUGUUUUGAUGUAUAGCGCUGUUAAUGUUGCUGGUGAAGGAAUUAUUUUUUUGCAAACCUUGCAAAGAUUUUAGUCCACAGCUUUCUACUGCAGUACACGCCACCAGUUAAAGUACUCAGACAUCUUCACUGUUAUUGAAAUGAUCUUGUGUUGGUGUAGCACUGGUUUGGUUUCACUGUUGCUCAGUUCUGUUUUUGUUCUGUUUUUAUUGUUGGCAAUCAUUUUGUACAUAAAAUUCUAGCACAAAUAUAAAAUAAAGCGCUAAGUGUCUGUCUUCUGCA